CAAUUUUCAAUUGGUAAAGAUAAUGAAGGGUCAAAUUGCGAGUUGAGACAGAGAAGCACAAGUUAAAGCGGUCGGUUGAUCAAUAGCACUAGGGUCCAAACUGGAGAUUUAUUGGUGGGUGGGGUUGGUGGGGAUUCUUUAAGAGCCGGAGCGAACGGGUCAUCAAUCCAAGUUAGGCUUUGAACAGAUUAUAUCACAUGGACUAUAGAGAGAACUGGCCGAAAACCAGAGGAUUAACUUCGCCGUUGAGACUCCUCUCCAAUUCCUGCUCCGGUUCAUUCCCAGGAUAGCAGAGCAAGCGAAAGCGAUGACCGAAAGCCGAGCCCGUGAGAAGCCCAGGAUCCUGUGCCUCCACGGGUUCAGAACCAGCGCUAAGAUCCUCGAGACGCAGAUCCAUAAAUGGCCUGAAUCCGUCCUGGAGAAGCUGGAUCUGGUGUACCUCGAUGCCCCGUACCCGUCCACGGGCAGGUCCGGCGUGGAGGGCAUCUUCGAUCCUCCCUACUUCGAGUGGUUCCAAGCCAAUCAGGAUUUUACAGAGUACGAGAACUUUGAAGAGUGCAUCGCUUUCAUUGAAGAUUUCAUGGUGAAGAACGGUCCAUUUGAUGGUUUACUGGGAUUUUCCCAGGGAGCUAUUCUCGCUGCAGCAUUGCCAGGAAUGCAGGGAGAGGGAUUGGUACUCACCAAGGUGCCCAAAAUCCAGUUUCUGAUUCUAAUUUCCGGGGCUAAGCUCGGCGGAUCGAAAUUCAGCGCGCCUCCACUGGCAGCUAACGCUUUUUCCCCUCCUGUCAAGUGCCCUUCACUUCAUGUUAUAGGUGAGAACGAUUUCCAGAAGCCGGAGUCGAUCGCUCUGCUCGAUUCAUUUGUGGAUCCGAUCGUCAUCCAUCACCCGAAGGGCCACACAAUCCCCAGACUCGAUGAUCAAAGCCUCGAGAUUGUCAACAAUUUCAUUGAGAAGAUCCGGAAUCUCCCUACUACAUGAGUCAUUCUUUAUCGAAACUAGCUAAGUAGAUUACAACAAUUCUCGUUCGUGAUUUCACUCUCUUUUUUUAGCCUCUAGAGAGCUUGAAGGGUAAGGCAUGGAAAGUUCAUCUCUGAACAAUUUGCAUAUUUGUGUUGUACCUCCUUCUAUAGGCAAAAAAAUCUCCCAAGGAUGAGGUAACUUGUAAUUUCCCCAAAAUUUAGUACCGCUAAAGGCACAACGCAUUGCUAAA
Molecule: messenger RNA, 1211 nt
Organism: Syzygium oleosum
Lineage: Eukaryota; Viridiplantae; Streptophyta; Magnoliopsida; Myrtales; Myrtaceae
Exons: 6
Coding region: 308-979 (223 amino acids)
Source: RefSeq, a predicted model, not a curated record